Molecule: messenger RNA, 4738 nt
Organism: Anopheles arabiensis
Lineage: Eukaryota; Metazoa; Arthropoda; Insecta; Diptera; Culicidae
Exons: 1
Coding region: 135-4460 (1441 amino acids)
Biological process (GO): proteolysis; DNA integration
Molecular function (GO): aspartic-type endopeptidase activity; nucleic acid binding
Source: RefSeq, a predicted model, not a curated record
AACGACGUUCUAGUGGAGUUUUUAAUGUUCAGCCAUCGAUCGCACCACACCCGUCACAAAAUGGUUCUGGAGAACCGCCAUUGCAACAACCUCCAUUGCAAACGCCGCCAUCGCCCCUAACGGAAAAUUCUUCGAUGAUGCAGAUUCUGAAACUCAUGCAGCAGCAAAUGACGCAGCAGCAGAAUAUUUUGGCACAGCUGAUGCAGCACCAAGGAUCGGGGUCAGGCCAAAAUUCACUCACAUCGCCCGAACAAAUUCUGGAUUCACUAUGCAGCCAUUUAAAGGAGUUUAACUAUGAUGCUGAAGCUGGAUCGACAUUCGCAGCAUGGUACAGCCGAUAUGAGGAUUUGUUCGAGAAAGAUGCAGCCCGCUUGAGCGACGAAGCGAAAGUGCGCCUUCUUAUGCGCAAACUGGGAACCCUCGAACACGAUCGGUAUGUCAAUUUUAUUUUACCAAAAUAUUCACGUGAUUUUUCUUUGUCAGAAACAGUCAUCAAACUCACGGACUUGUUCGGCUCCAAGGAGUCCCUGUUACAUAGACGCUUCAAAUGUCUAAAUACGUGCAAAGGGAAAUCUGAGGACUAUUUAGCGUAUGCUUGUCGCAUUAACCGAGGGGUUAUUAACUUUGAGCUCGGGAAGCUUUCUGAGGAACAGCUCAAAUGCCUCGUAUUUGUCUGCGGAUUGAAGGAUGAUUGCGAAGUGGAAAUCAGGCAAAGAUUGCUAUCCCGAAUUGAGGAACGUCCUGAAACUACAUUAGAACAAGUUACGGCAGAAUGUCAGCGCAUCAUCAAUCUGAGACGCGACAGCGCUAUGAUCGAGCGUGACACGUCAGAACAAGUAUACGCAGUACAACAAAGACGGUUUCAGUACCAUCGUUCCUAUCCCUCUAGAAAACUGUCAUCUUCAAGAGACCCCCGCCAUCCGUGUUGGCAGUGCGGAGCAUUGCAUUGGUCUCGUAACUGCACAUAUCGUACUUAUAAAUGCACUGCGUGUGGUAAAAUAGGGCACAAGGAAGGGUUUUGUAACACGAAGGCCAGUUUAACACGCAACAAUUUUAAUAACCCUUUCGAUCAACAUCAAACGAGUACUAGAACUGUUACUGUCAACGUGCACAGCGUCCAGCAGAGGAGGAAAUAUGUGCCACUCAACAUCAAUGGCAAAAGUCUAAGACUACAGCUAGACACCGCUUCCGACAUCACAGUCAUCGGUAAAAACGUAUGGAAGCACAUUGGAGCACCACCACUAUCACCGUCAUCAGUUGACGCUAAGACAGCAUCAGGAGGAGAGCUACCAAUAAUCGGAGAGUUUAAUGCAAACAUCAUCAUCGGAGAGAAGCAGCGUCGAGAAACGAUAUAUGUGUCUCAAGCGGAUUUGAGACUACUGGGCACGGAUUUAGUAGAGGCAUUUUCUUUGUGGUCAGUGCCUAUUGACCAGAUAUGCAACGUCAUUCAUACAUCGAGUGUUAAGGAUUUGGAACAACGAUUUCCCCGCCUUUUUGGAGCUGGUAUGGGUCUAUGUACAAAAGGAAACGUUAAUCUGCAACUGAAGGAGCAUUGCCGUCCAGUUUUCUGCCCUAAGCGUCCAGUUGCGUACGCAAUGCUGGACGCAGUUGAUAAAGAGCUCGACAGGUUGCAGCAAUUGGGAGUAAUCACACCGGUAGACUAUUCUGAUUGGGCUGCGCCGAUUGUUGUGGUACGGAAAGCAAACGGCCAAAUCAGGAUCUGUGGAGAUUACUCGACCGGGCUUAAUGGAGCAUUGCAUCCCCAGGAGUAUCCGCUUCCGUUACCAGCAGAUAUAUUCGCCAAACUAGGUAAUUGUACUCAUUUUACGCAAAUUGAUUUAACGGAUGCUUUCCUUCAGGUCGAAAUCGCAGAGCAGAGCCGGAGUCUCUUGACGAUCAACACACACAAAGGGUUGUAUUCCUACAACAGACUGCCACCGGGUAUCAAGGUAGCCCCCGCUGCAUUCCAACAACUGAUGGACAAGAUGCUUGUUGGUCUACGUGGCGUCUCCAGCUAUAUGAACGACAUCAUUGUCGGAGGUAGGAAUCAAGAAGAGCACGAUGAAACUCUGCUUCAAACCCUAGGUCGUAUUCAGGAGUACGGUUUUACAAUCCGUGUCGAUAAAUGCUCGUUCAAUAAGUCACAAAUAAGAUAUCUAGGGCACAUAAUAGAUAGAAACGGCAUCAGUCCCGAUCCAUCCAAAGUAGAAGCGAUCAUUAAUCUGCCAGCACCGUCAGACGUCAGCGAAGUACGAUCAUUUCUUGGGGCGAUUAAUUACUAUGGUCGUUUCAUCCCAAAUCUGCGUAAUCUACGAUACCCACUAGAUGCAUUGUUGAAGGAAGGGAAACAAUUUGAUUGGUCAGCAGAGUGCCAGAAGGUCUUCGAAAAGUUCAAAACUAUAUUAUCGUCAAACCUAGCGUUAACCCACUACGAUCCACGAUUCGAGAUAAUAGUAUCAGCUGAUGCGUCUUCUGUUGGUCUAGGAGCAACCUUAAGUCACAGGAUGCCCGACGGUACUAUGAAAGUUGUGCAACAUGCAUCAAGAUCGCUUACAAAAGCCGAGCAAGGAUAUAGUCAGAUCGAUCGGGAAGGGUUAUCAAUCAUUUUUGCGGUAACCAAAUUCCACAAAAUGAUAUUUGGUCGACAUUUUCGCCUUCAAACAGACCACAGGCCUCUUUUGAGAAUAUUUGGUAACAAGAAAGGAAUACCUGUUUACACUGCUAACAGAUUGCAGCGUUUUGCCCUAACCAUUCUAAUGUACGAUUUUCAAAUCGAAUAUAUUUCCACGGAAAAUUUUGGCAAUGCCGACAUAUUAUCACGACUAAUAAGCAAGCACAACAAGCCAGAUGAAGAUUAUAUUAUAGCUAAUUUGGAAUUGGAGAGGGAUGUAAAGUCAGUCGUCAUCAGUAAUAUUUCAUCCUUACCAAUUAGCUUCAUGGAGAUCGCCAAACAGACACUAAAAGAUGCCAUUUUAUGCAAAGUAUUUCAUUUUAUACAAAAGGGCUGGCCCCAAAAUACUACUUAUGCAGGAGAAUUAUCACGAUUUUAUGCGAGAAGAGAAGCCCUAUUAGCAGUAGAAAAUUGUAUUUUAUUCGGAGAGAGAGUCGUAAUUCCAAAUAUCCUGCAGCAAAGAUGCCUUAGGCAAUUUCACCGUGGACACCCUGGCAUUCAAAGAAUGAAAUCGUUAGCUCGUAGCUACGUAUACUGGCCUUCAAUAGAUAGUGAUAUAAGCGAAUGCAUAGCUUCUUGCGAGAAAUGUCAAACUGCAGCGAAAACACCAGCACAUUCACCUCAUGUUCCUUGGCCUAAAUCGUCAUCUCCAUGGCAGAGAGUUCAUAUCGAUUAUGCAGGCCCAGUAGAGGGAGAUUAUUUCCUUAUAAUCGUAGAUGCUUACUCCAAAUGGCCAGAGGUUAUUAAAACAUCAAGUACUACUGCUUCAGCGACCAUAGCAAUUUUAAGAGGAAUAUUUGCACGUUUUGGCAUUCCAGUUACACUGGUGAGUGAUAAUGGGACGCAAUUUACAAGCGGAAUUUUUGCAGAUUUUUGCACAAGUAAUGGCAUACAACAUUUAAGAACGGCACCUUUUCAUCCGCAAUCUAACGGCCAAGCUGAGAGGUUCGUAGAUACGUUCAAGAGAGCAAUGAAAAAGAUUUGUUCAGAUGAUACUUCGCUUCCUGAGGCAAUAGAUUUAUUUUUGCAAACAUAUCGAUCCACUCCAAACCCAGCCAUUGAUGAAAACAAAUCACCAGCCGAGGUCAUGUUAGGGCGUCAAAUGCGCACAUGUUUUGACUUGUUGCGGCCCACUGCUAUUUCCAAUGAGCCUAGAGUACCGGAUAAUAUGAGGGUUUUGCAUUGUGGAGAACUGGUAUACGUCAAAACGUUUUAUAGAAACAAUUGGAAAUGGGAGCCUGCAAUUGUAACAAAGAGAUGCGGUAGCGUUAUGUACGAGGUUAAAACUAGUUUCCAGCGUAUACUUCGUAGGCAUAUAAACCAAAUGCGCAGGCGUUCUGUAAGCUUCCAUCAAUCAAAUCGUCCUUCACAACCCAUGGCGUUGGAUGUACUCUUCGGAACGUGGAAUGUACAGCCAAGAACAUCACCGAUAUCCAGCGACGUAAAUCAGUGUACGCCAUUGCUAUCGUCUGUGUCGUCACCCAAUUCUAAGCCAGCAUCGUUCGCGUCUUCACCGUCAUCGUCACCAUCGUCUACAUUAUUAUCUACGUCUGAGUCAGCAUCGUCCACGUCCUCACCGUCAUCGUCAUCAUCGUUGUAUGAUUCGUCUUCAGUGUACACAUCAUGUUCACCGACACCUGAAGAAGAAUCUCCUGUCCUGUUAGCUGAUAACAGUUCUGCCGAGCAAUUGGAAGAUGAUAAUGAGGGAACGCAGCUGGUACAAGCACCACGUCGAUCUUCUAGAAAUAAAAGACCUCCACGUUGGUUGAAUCAGUACCAGCUAUCUUAACAGGGGGAGAUGUUGUGGACAGAACCAGCAUCGCGCGACAUUGCCACUCUGGGUUGUUCGCUAUAAGCGACAACCGUUGACGUUGGUAGCCAUCAGCGAUACAGGCGCGGCCAUCGCGAUCGUGUCGCAGGACACGAAGCCGGGACGACGACCCGAGAAAACGAGAGUGUCACUUCAAGUCGGAUGAUCAAGCGGUUAGGUGCAUGCGUGCGGUUGGGGAGGUGUUUUAUAUAUGAACCAAGAGUUACAUGUAAAUCGUAUGAAUAUUGUAAUUGUAU